Panthera uncia (snow leopard) is the source of this 1549-nucleotide messenger RNA. RefSeq names its product G protein-coupled receptor 142 (gene GPR142). Gene Ontology annotation, molecular function: G protein-coupled receptor activity. NCBI's taxonomy places the organism in Eukaryota, Metazoa, Chordata, Mammalia, Carnivora, Felidae. Gene Ontology annotation, biological process: G protein-coupled receptor signaling pathway. The record is from RefSeq and is a predicted model, not a curated record. Gene Ontology annotation, cellular component: membrane.
AGAAUCGUGGGACAAACCACCCCUUGGAAAGCUGGUGAUGCCGGAAGCUGCGGGGAUCCCCCCACCAAAAUCCAGGAGGUGACAUAGGACUCAGGACCCAGGAGCAUGACGCUUGAGGGGCGAGAGGCAGCUGGCCAGCCUCAAGCCACCCUGGGGCCCCCAGCCAAUGGCAGUGGGCCAAGCCAGGAGUUGGAAGGCCAUUGGCCAGAAAUCCCAGAGAGGUCCCCAUGUGUGGCUGGUGUCAUCCCUGUCAUCUACUACAGCAUCCUGCUGGGCCUGGGGCUGCCUGUCAACCUCCUGACCACAGUGGCCUUGGCCCGGCUGGCCGCCAGGACCAGGAAGCCCUCCUACUACUACCUUCUGGCGCUCACAGUCUCGGAUAUCGUCACCCAGGUGGUCAUCGUGUUCGUGGGUUUCCUCCUGCAGGGCGCUGUGCUGGCCCGGGAGGUGCCCCGGGCUGUGGUGCGCACGGCCAACAUCCUGGAGUUUGCUGCCAACCAUGCCUCCGUCUGGAUUGCUGUCCUGCUCACGGUUGACCGGUACAGCGCCCUGUGCCAUCCCCUGCACCACCGGGCCGCCUCAUCCCCAGGCCGGACCCGCCGAGCCAUCGUCGCUGUCCUCGGUGCUGCCCUGCUGACCGGCAUCCCCUUCUACUGGUGGCUGGAUGUGUGGAGGGACGCGGACCCCCCCAGCAUGAUGGAUGAGGCCCUCAAGUGGGCUCACUGUCUCAUCGUCUACUUCAUCCCUUGUGGCGUUUUCCUGGUCACCAACUCGGCCAUCAUCUGCCGGCUGCGGAGGAGGAGCCAGAGUGGGCUGCGGCCCCGGGUGGGCAAGGGUACAGCUAUCCUCCUGGGCGUCACCACGCUCUUCACCCUCCUUUGGGCACCCCGGAUCUUUGUCAUGCUCUACCACCUGUAUGUGGCCCCUGUCCACCGGGACUGGAGGGUCCACCUGGCCUUGGAUGUGGCCAACAUGGCGGCCAUGCUCAACACAGCAGUCAACUUCAGCCUCUACUGCUUUGUCAGCAAGACUUUCCGGGCCACCAUCCGAGAGGUCAUCCAUGAUGCCCACCUGCCCUGCAUCCUGGGGUCACAGCCAGAGGGCAUGGUGGUGGAACCUGUGCUAAAGCCCCCGGGAAUUCCCAAAGGGGCAGAAUUGUAGAGGAGGGGCCCAGCCAGGGUGCUCAGGUGUGGCUCAGGGCCAGAUAUACUGCUGCCUUUGUGGUGUGCCCACAAAACUGUGACACCCUACUUUGCAACUAGGGGUCGGGGAAAGGCUCCUUCCUGUGAGGGAAGCUCCCCGGGUGCAGGGGGGUACAAUUUUUCCAGCUUUCCCAUUAGCUUCACCAGCAACUCCCACUUCUUGGAACAAGGAGAGGGCUCUGCCAGGCACAGGCUGAUAGUGUCAGCUGCCUUGGCAUUCAUUCCUUUGUAAGGGACAUUUCACCUGGCACGUUAUGAAGGCUAGAUUGACAUUGAUUGGAUGAGUGAAUGAAAGGCAAGAUGGAUGGAUGGAUGGAUGGACGGAUGGACAGACAAGUAUGAAUGGU